GCGCGCGCAUCCUCGCCGGGCCAUGGAGGUCGAUGAGCGAGACGAGAGGCGGCGCAAGGUGGAGGCCGGCCGGGCAAAGCUUGCUCAGUUCCGACAAAGAAAAACAAAAGGCGACAGUUCGAGUUCGAAGAAAAAGGCGUCGAAGAGGAAGAGCGAGGCUGUCCAUGCGGCUGUCACGGAGAAGGAGGAGGAGUGUACGGUAGCACCCCCGGAUGACGAGCUGCCCCCAGACCUGGCGCAGAGUACGGACACCAGGGCGGGCAGCGACUCUGCAGAGGGGGGAGCCCUUGCCCUGGAGGCCAAGGACAGCAGAUCGUCCUUAGCCACAGAUCCCAGAGAGCCUGACGUGCCGAGGGCUCAGGGCAAGGUUAAGAUGCUGGAAGAGAAACUCGCAGGCAAGCAGGAGGACAUUGACCUACUGAGUCAGGAGGUGGGCGAGCUUCAGGCGAGGCUGGCCCAGUGCUCUGAGGCCACUCAGGUGCAGCAGGAAUUAGAGAUGGCAGUCCAGGAAAGAGACAAAAUCAUUGUCCGCCUGACCAGCACCCUUCAGCGGGAGAGGCAGAACCAUGAGCACGACCAGCAGGAAGCGCUCCUCCUGGCCAGUCAGAUGCAGGAUUUGCAACAUCAGUUACAAGAGAAUAGCGAGCUUCUGAAGAGCAAGAUGCCAGCCAAAGGAGGCUUAUCCUGGCCCCGGCCCCCAGCAGCAGCCUCUCUGCAGUGCCCACCAGAGCCAUAUUCCCCCCAGCAGAAUAUCAAAGAUAAUAUGUUUGCCCAGAUGGAAGAACUUUUGAAAAGCGCUGUUCAGAAGCCAUCACAGGAGGUCAAAGAGAAGGAAGGGGUGAUCAGCAGUCUCCAAGACCACUUAGGCCUUGAUGAGGCCGUAAUUUCAUUACAGCAUGCUUCUUCGGUGAAAGACUCAGAAAUCAGGGAAUUCAAACAGGGAAAGCGAGACUGUGUUGAGAAGUCCCAAGCACAUCCCCAAAAGGAGGUGGAACUGAGGUGGAAUAUGUUAGAAGAGAAGCCUGAGUUCAGGGUCGCAGAAGUGAGAAAGGCUUGUGGAGACUCAGUGGAUGGGAAAUACAGGAAAACAGACAGGCCCACAAGGCCAGGAGCCCCCCCAGUGACAGGCCCGAGCGACAGGCAGCCACAGAGUCUCGGUGGAGUUAACAUCAAUUUAAGGAAUCAACUCCAAGAGUCAGAUCCACAUAGAAAUGGCUUAUGCGCCACUCCAGAGAGCCAGAUGACAGCUUUUCAAAAGGAAAGAGAUGAGACUAAGUGGAUGGAGAAGGAUGUGAUAGAGGAUCUUAAAAGAAAGCCUUCUUCUGCAGAGAAACACUCAGAGGAAGCUUGGGGUGCCAAGGAUGAGGAGGUACAAAAACUCAGCUCCCGAGUCCAAGGACUGAAUGGGGAAUUGCUGCAAGAGCCUGAAAACAGCCAAGGCCUACAGCUGGAGCACAACGAGGGCAUCACUGCCUGGGACACAAAAUCAGGACGGUCAGAGCAGGAGGAAAGAGGGUUGCCAGGUGUUGUUGAUGGCGAGGAAGCUGAACUUGAGAGGAUGCAGAGCAAGCUGUGUGUCCAGCCAGGAGAGCCGCUCUGCCGUGAGUCGGAAUAUCAGACUAUUCUCAAAAGGUGCAGUUUAGAAUCUGAAGAAGAAGAAGACCUGAGUGAGGAUGACCCAAUGAUUGGAGCUGAUACCAUUGAUGGGGAAACGUCACUGGAGGGAUUGGUGGUGGAGGGGGCUGGAGACUUGAUGGAAAAAUACCUGGUCUGCACAGAACAAGAUCAUUUGAGUGUAUCUGAGACCCCCGAAUAUUUUGAUAUAGAAACUGCUUUACAAAGUAAAUCUGAGAGGGAGAGUCUGGGCUUCCUGUCAGAUGAGCUGAUUAUUGGCUUGGGCGAAAAAAUCAAUUUCAAUGUUUUGUCAGUAGGAAAUUCUGCUAAAGUAGAAUCGCUUGCUGACCCAGUAACAAACAAACAGUGUGGCUGUGGCUUCUCUAAGGGAGACUUAAGUGAAAUCUGUGAGUUAAUGGACAAUGAUAAAGUUUACUUGAUGCAGAGAUGUGAGAAGUUAAAUCAGCUACUUAGGGAAAAGGAAUUGGCACUCAGGAAUUUCUCCCAGGAGAUUGAAGAGGCUGAGGAGAGAUGGUGGGAGGGUGGACAUAGCCUUCCAAUUGGACUGGACCUGGAGAGGGCAAGCUCAUUAUCUUGUGAUGAGAUCAUCUCAAGACUGGAGGAAAAGGGUGAAAAUCCGUAUGAUCCUGGGGCUGCAGCUGGGAGCAUCACAGAUUUACAAGGCUCAUUUUCAGCAGCUCCCCAGGCUCUUCUAUGGCCUGGGGUAGCCGAGAUCUUCCAGGAGGAAGCGGAGAGGCAAGUGGGAAAAUUGGCCUCUGACUCAGUGCAUCGUGAGGCUCUGCACAGUCAGGAGGAGGACAGAUGGCAAGGCCAGCUUGGUGCCCACAAAGCCAAGAGCCAAGUGUCUGCUGGGCAUCCGGGUCAGAAGACCACCCUGGAAAAGACUGUGCUGCCAGAGCUGGAGACCCUGAAGGCUGAGAUCACUAUCAAGGAAAAUCUGUUUACACAAAUUGUCAAAGAAAAAAAUACUCUGGAAAAAAGUUUUUCUAAAGAUCAGGAAAAUCUUGAGGAAAACAUACUUGAACUUACUGAGAAAAUUAAAUGCUUAGAAAAAGGAAAGGGGAAUGAAAAAAGAGAGUUUGCUGGACAAUCUGAAUCUGUUUCUUCAGAGGGUCAGAAAUUCAAUGCUGAAAUAAAGGCGAAAGAAUCUGAUUUCAUGCGAGCAGAAAAUAAUUCGAUUCAGCCAUUGGUUUCCUUGAAAAACGCUCAUGAAGAGCCAGAGUGGUGGCUCACAGAGGAGGCACAGAAAGUUGCCCGGACCCUGGACGAUGGCCCAUCUGAGCUGAGCAGCCACUAUGAAAAGCAGAUGCAUCAGAUGAAGCGUCAGCACGAGGUUGAGAGAGCCCAGCUAAGGCGGGAACACCAGAAAGAGGUGGAGGAUAUAAGCGAACAGAUGAAAGAGGAAUUGGCCAAGCAGCAGCAGAAAUGGAACGAAGAGCGGAAAGAACAGAUCGGUGUGAUUAAGAAGAUCCAUGAACGAGAACGUGAUCGUGAGAUUGCGGAGCUGAUUUGUAAACAUAAAGAGGAGAUGAAGCAACUCCGUGAGGGACUUCAGAGCAAGCACCGGCAAAUGAUGGAGGAGCUUCGGCAGCAACUGGGUGCCUUCCACGAAGCAGAGAUGCAGCAGGCCCAGCUUCAGGCGCAGACUCUCCACAGCCUGGAGCUGGAGGCUCUGCGCCUGAGCCUGAGUAAUAUGCACACGGCCCAGCUGGAGCUGACCCAGGCAAACCUGCACAAGGAGAAGGAGACGGCCCUCGUGGAGCUCCGAGAGAUGCUCAAUGACAAGCGGGCACAGGAGGUGGCGCUUGUCCAGAGCCGCCAACAGUUUGAGCUGGAGCACAUCAGGGAGCAGCAUCGUAAGGAGAAGGAAGAGAUGGCCUCAAAGCACCAGCAGGACCUAGCUGACUUGGAAAAUAAGCUGGCAUUAGAAAUGGAGGCACACGUGCAGACAUUGGAGACACUCAAGGGAGACUGGGAGUUGGAGCGGGGCACGUGCUUAAGAAGGUUAGAGGAAGAGCUGGCUGAAAAGCAUCAGGCAGAAGUGGAUAGUGUGCGCGAGGCUCUGAGGGCCCAACUGGCCGACCAGAAGGCCGAGCUGGAGAAGAUGGGCCACGACAAGGCCCAGGCUGAAGCUGCUCUCAGAAGCGCGCAGGCCCAGCACCAUGUGGCGCUGCAGGAUCUUCGCCAGGAGCUACAGCUUCAGCACGACCAGUACUUAGAAGACAUGAAUCUGAAAUUCAAAGAAAAGCAGCAGGAGAGUGGUUUCUGGAGCCCUCAUGGAAUUCCUGGUGUGAAAGUUCCCUCCACUGAGCUGGACACUCUCCAAGCCUCCUAUGAAGAACUCCAGGCUCAGUCUCGAGAAGAAAUCCAGCAGCUGUGGUCUCAGCUUGACUCCACACGAGCCAAUCGACAAGAGUUGAAUGAGCUCAAGGAGCAACUUCUGGCUCGAGCGUCCCACGUGGAGCAAAUUGAGCAUCUCAAGCAUGACUUUGAGCAGCAGCAGCAGCGGAGGAGGGGCGAGCACGAAAGCGAGCUGGAGCAGCUUCGCCUUUAUUUUGAGCAGAAGCUUCGGGACGCUGAGGAGAGUUACCGAGAAGACUUGCAUCUGCUCCAUCAGCGGCUGCAAGAAGUCCAGGAGGACUCCUUCCUCGACUCGGCGGAUGUCAGUUGGUCCAUUGGAUUUGUGGAAGAGGCUUCUGAAGUGGAAAGGAAAGCCCACCUGGAGCAGCUGAUGCUUCAGCUGGAGCAGCACAAGGAGGGGAUAGCACAUUUGAGGCUACAGCUUGAAGAGAAACACAGGGAUGAAUUGGACGUGUUAAAGGCUUCUCUGGAGACUCAUCACAAGGAGAAGUACAUGGCAGAGAUGGAAAGGGAGAAGUGCCAGCACCGCCUCGACCUUGAAGAGCUGCGUGCCAACCUCACAGAAGAGCACAGGAAAGAAAUUAUCAAGGUGAGACUACAGUGUGCUCAGGAUGCUGCCCGCCAGGUGGAAGCAGAGGUGGCAGAGAGGGUCUCAUUGGGCCUGGAAGACGACAGAGCCAGAGUGGCCCAGCUGCAGGCCAAGGAAAGCCUUAUUUUGCAACUCACGGAAGAAGUUGGCCUUGCAAGGACAGAAAAUGCCGAACUACAGGAGAAGCUGCUGCAUGAGAUCUAUCUGAAGGAGGAGGCCGAGAAAAUAAGAUGUCAUCUUGUUGAAGACCACCAGAAAGAAAUCAAGAAGAUGAGGGAAGAGAUUCAGCAGAUGAUCCUCAAAGACAAGGACAAGGAGGAAGACUGGCAAGGCCGAAGCAGGGAUCUUAGCAGGCAUGCUGAAGAGAGGCUGGCCGCACUGGCCCGGGAGCUGAACAGCAAGGCUGAGCGGGAGCAGCAGGCCCUGAGCAAGGCGUUUGACCUCCGUGUCACGGAGAUGGAGCAGCUUCGAGACCAGCAGGCGGCAGACAUCUCGAGGCUGGAGGAGUCCCUGAGAAAACGGGAUGAGAGCUGGGCCCAGGAGGAGGCCACCUGGCAGGCACGGGCUGCUCAGGACUUGGAGGCAGCCAAGGCCCAGAUGGCCAGAGAGCUUGAAGAGCAGAAAGAAAUGACGCAGAAACUCAAUGAAAGACAAGAUGCUUUCUUCCGGGAGCUGCAGGAGAAACAUGCCAGUGAGCUCCAGAUGCAGAGUCAAGAGCUUCAGGACAGGCAGAGACAGCAGACCGAGUCCCUGACCACUAAACUGCAGACCCAGCAUCAUGAGGAGGUGGAUGCCCUCAGGGCUUCUUUACAGAGCCAGCACCAGGCCCAGCUGGAUGCCCGGGUGGCCCAGCUGCAGACCCAGCACGCUGCAGAAAUUAGUGAGCUGGAAGCCAAACACUUGUCGAAUCUGGAUUCUUUGGAGUCCUGUUACCUGUCUGAGAUUCAGACUAUCCAGGAAGAGCACAGCCAUGCUCUGGAAGGGCUGCAGGUGAAACUUGCGGAGCAGCUGCGGGCCAAGGAUGCUGACCACCAGGUGCUAUUGGCUCAGGAGACUGAGAAGCAGCAGCGAGAGCUGCAGCUGGCCCAGGAAAGCCUAAAAAUUGAGAUGACCACUAAUCAUAUUGAAAAGCUGAAAGCUUUGGCCGUGGAGCUGCAAGAUGCCCAUCAGGAGGAAUUGCAGGCAGCACUUCACAGCCAGAGGUCUUUGCUGGAGGAAGAAAACCACAAGGCUUUGGACAGACUGGGUGCAGAGGUGCUCCACAUGGAGGAGCAGCACCGUGAAGCCCUUCAGGAGCUCAAAGACAUCCACGUGGCUGAGCUUGAGAAACAGAGGUCUGAGGCUGGGGAGCAGCUCCAGGAGGAGCUGGGCAGACUGAGAGCCGAGCUCGAGGAAGAUGCCCGAGUAGCGUCCGCCCAGGGCAAAGAGGCCAGACAGCGGCAGGAGCUGCUCUUUCGGCAGGAGAUGGCCUUGCUCAAAGGUCAAGCCCAAGGGCUGGAGCAGCAGGUGGCCCAGCUGAAGGAUCAGCUGGAGACAGAGAAGCAAGCUGCUGGACGGCAAGCUGAGGAGAGAGAGAAGGCUCAGGCCUUUUGCCAGAGGGAGAAAGAGGCACUGACUUUGCAGCUGCAGGAGCAGAGCAGCCUCAUUCUCCAGUUGAAAGAAAAAGUCUUGUCCUUAAGCAAUGAAGUAGCAGAGACUCACGGGGAGUUGGAAAAGCUCCAGGAACGGCGUGAACGAGAGCAUGAGGAAGGGACGAACUUAAUAUCUCUGCUGAGAGCCGAUAUGGACCAUACCCAGCAUGAAAGGAAAAUGCUGCAAGAAACAAACCAGCGGCUUUUGAGUCUGUUUGGGGACACCCUAAAGGCUGCUAUUGCUAUGAAGAGCCAGAUCAGUAAGAGAAUCGGAAUCUGUCUGGAAGAAGAUUUCCUGAGCCAAGAAAGUACCCCAGUGGGGACACGGGGACAGCCAGCUCGGGACAUGUGUCAGCUGCCUGGGGACAUGACACCUCGAAGUUCCGUUUCCCCCCUGGAGUUCGAUCAGACCUUGCCUGAAUGUGAUGAGACAUUACUUGCUUCGACUGACAUAAGUAGUCACGUCCGAGAGAGCUUCUUUUUGAGUCCGGGAGUCACCAUGGAGUGUGAGCAGCCCAUCAGGAGAAUCUAUCAGAGUCUUGGGGUGGCUGUGGACAACCUCCUGGAGAUGAUGCUUAACUCCAGUAAACAACUGGAGGAGACUCGUGAACUUCAUGCUCGCUUUGAAAAAGAGUUUCACCUUAAAAAUGAGGAGACUGUGCAAGCAGUGAGACAGCACCAGGAGCUGAUGGACUGUUUAAACCAGGAGAGUGCGGCCAAGAAUCAGCUGGCACUACAGCUCCAUAAAGCUGAAGGUCUCGCAGAAGGGUACAGAGCUGAGAAGGCUGCCCUGGAGGAGGCCCUCACCCAGAAGGAGAAGUCCGAGCAUCAUCUGGCCAUGGAGGUGGAGAAUCUGAAGGGCCAGCUCCAAGCGCUGACCCAAGAACAAGUCCAGCUGAAGGAGGAGCAUAGCCUGCUGUUGAGGAAAAAUGAGAGGCUGAUUGUGGAGGCUGAGGAGAAGGCCGCUGGCUUACUUAAGGAAAUAGAACAUUUGGUACAGGAACAAUCAGAAACUAAGCUGCAGUCUGAGAAGGAUUGUUCGACCCUGCGUUCUCAGAUGAGAACUUUGGAACUCGAGUUGGAAGACCAGCUUUCACACAACCAAGAGCUUGCCCAGCAAGCAGCCGAAAUCCAGGACCUCAAACAGCAGAUUGUCUCUUUAGACAAACACUUACGGAACCAACGGCAGUUCAUGGAUGAGCAAGCAGUUGAGAGAGAACAUGAACGGGAUGAGUUUCAGCAAGAAAUCCGGAAGCUGGAGGAGCAGCUGAAGCAGCAGCCGCCGGCCAAGAGCCAGCUUUGGGGAGAGCGCCGUGACAGCGAGAGCUUUGAGUUGACCGCUGAGGUUGAAUCUUUACAAAGAAAAUUAAGAGAAAAAAUAGAUGAAUUAAAUGAAUUGGUUAUAAAGAAGGAGCUGGCAGAAAGACAACUAGUAGCCCAAAAAGAUGAAAUCAGAAACCUGGAGGACAGAAAUGCAGAAAUGAGAAGAAAAGUGAGCUGCCUUGAAGAAGAAUUGGAGAAACAGAAGAAAAUUGGAAAAGAGUUGAAACAAGACAAAGAGGCAUUGCAGGAGCAGCAGAUGAACAACCUGAUCCAGAUGUCCACAUUACAGUCAAAACUGGAUGAAGCAAAACAUUUGACACCCACCCUCGGGAGCCCGGAUGAGAAAGCCUCUAAGGAGCGGCUGGAAGCGGCACAGGCAGCUCUCCUUAUGAAAGAGAAGGAGGUUCUGGGCUUGAAGGAAGAGCUAGAUCAGCUCAAGAACAGUCUGACAAGUAGAAGUGAUGAGCUCCUGCAGCUGAAUCUGGACUUGGCCCUGCACAACAGCCAGCUCAGUGCCAGUGUCCAGGAACUUUCUGCUGAGAAGGCUGACUUGCAGGCAUUUCUACAAAGCAAAGAAAAGGAGAUUGUGUCUUUGAAUGAGCAGAUUAAGGGAUUACAGCAUGAGGUAAUGAAAGCCGGAAGCUCUGAGAUAGAGGAGCUAAAAACUGUGAUUGAAAAUUUGCGUGAGAACCAAGAACGGUUAAGAACGGAGAACCUAGAAGAGGUAGAGCAGCUGCACGAAGUCAUCGAGAAGCUUCAGCAGGAGCUUUCUCUGCUGGGGCCCGUGGUUCAUGAAGUCAGUGAUAGCCAGGGUGACUCGGACAGCUCCCAGGCUGAAAAUCUGCAGCGUGAGCUGCAGAGGGGCCUCUUUUCUUUUCAGGCCACCGAUGCCGGCAAUGAAGCGAGGAAGCUGCUGCAGGACCCCCAAGUGAAGCUGCUGCAGGAUGAGCUGGAGGAGAAGGAAAGACAGUUCCAGCUGCACGUGGAAUUCCUUGAGCAGGACCUACAGAGCGUCCGCACGGCUUCCGCAGAGCAGCUGGGCCUGCUCAGGCACCAGCUGUCUCUGAAGGAGGGGGAGGCCAAGAGGACAGCCUCACAUGCCCGGCACUGGAAGGCUGCCUUCCUCAAGAAGGAGGCCGAGGUCAGCACUCUGACUGAAGAGAAGGGUGUGUUCCUGGCCCAGCUGGAGGUGCUCACGGUGGCCUGCUCUCACCUGGAGAGGGAGCUGGAAAGGCAGCAUGCGUCAGGCUCCCAGGAACCUCCCGAGCUGCAGAUGCUUCGGGCUCAGUGUGUUGGCCUGAACCUGAAGCUGCAGGCCCUUAGCCAGAAGCUGGUCACUUACCAGACGGCGCUUGAUCAGCACCAGGCCUGUGGUCCCCAGUGUCAGGGGAAGAUACAGAAACACUUGAAGGAAGUGGACGCUCUCAGCCCACCUAGGACACGGGGGCCUGGGCAGCUUCAGUCUGGAGCUUAUGCUCAGGAGGAUCAUUGGAGCAAUCGGGUCUCUAAAGGAGGACCUUGUGCUCUGGCUACCACAGAGGAAGAGCCUGGUCGGGAUGCAGGGCCAUGGCGGCUGGCUGCUGCUACCCAGGGGCAGUGUGGUGAUGGAUUGAUUCAGCAGAAACCAAUGGAAAGUUAUCAGCUGCACAAAGAAGAUCUGAUAACCCAAGUGAGACACAUCCAAGAAAAGCUACAUCACCUGAUCAAGUCUGUAUCCUGUGGAGAUAGCAGAGAGGCUGAAGGCUGGACACGGCUGCACCCACGGGGACUGUCAGAGCACCCUGUAGUGGCAGGUCCUCCCCAGAGACCUCAUAGGCGUGUCUCAAGGACUGCUCAGGGCCAAUCACCAGCUGACCCAGGCCCUCCCGCCUCACAAGGGCCAGUCUCCAACAUCCUCUGUCACUUGUGGGACUCACCUGAUAACAUUCAAAGUCCUGAUCCCCCAGGACAAGUCAGACACAAAUUCAAGAUGGACCAGAGCCUGGAUUCUUUUCCAAGCAGCCCUAGUGGAGACCUGUAUGAUGCUGAUCCCCUGAUUUCCGAUUGCUCCUACUUUGAGGAGCGAACCCCACCAUUGAUGAAAAGACAGGAUUCUCCCCCUGUAGAUGGAAGUGGGUUUCCUCUUGAGCCAAGUGAAGAGUCUGCACACGGCUCGCCUUCUUUGGCCCAUAGCGCCGAGAAUGGGUCACAGGAUGCAGAGCCCCUGGACACCAUUCAGCACUUCCGAGAUACAAUCCUGGACACGGAUGCCUCCUCGCUGGGCUCCCCGGAGCUGGUCAGAAAAGACUUUACGUCCGAAGGUCUGCCUAGCAUCCAUCUGACGCCCCUCUCCCAAGCUGCUGACCUGCAGAGCCCGGACUUGGCUUGGCGAUCAUUGGCUCUGCAGGAUUCUUCAGGAUAUUUGGGUUAUCCUGCUCUCUCAGGGCUGGGAGCAGCCCCCCCAGCUUCCCAGUCUCCAUCUUGUAGGGAAAAGUCACAGCCUGAUGCCAGCCAUGACAUCAAAAGGAGGACACUGGAAAAAGAUGGUGAAGACUUCAUCACACCAACGGAUUCGCAAGCAGACCUGCAGUCCAAAUCACCUGGCUUGGGCACGGACAGUGAUGGACAUGACGCCGAUUUUCCAGACAAACUGAAGCAAGAUUCAGAAAGAUCGAGACCUCUACACACCCACCUUGUGGCUCAUCUUCAGAAAUCUGGAAUGGUUCAAAGGCCUUUCAAACCAAUGAAGGAUAAGUUAGACAUGCAGUCCAAACAGAUGAAGGCAUUACUGAAGAUGGUAUGCGAUGAGAGCCAACAGAUCUUGGUCUUGUCCAAAGCUGAAGCCCCUGGCCCAGAGCUGGGCAGUGACCCACUGAAUGCCCCGCCGGAUUGCUUUCAGAAGGAGAGGCAGGGCUUGCUGGACGCUGUGCAGGCCCUCAAAGACCACCUCACUAAAGUGCCUCCCAGAAGCGAGUUGAAGGAACCUUCGGACACAGGCUUUGACUGGGGAGAAUUUCUGCAGGCUGUCCAAGAAGUCCUGGAAAAGGAGCGGAAUGUGCUCAAAAUCGAGCUCCAGUCCAAACUGUGCAACCUGGAGUCAGGAGAUGACAGGUCCCUGCUGGAAAAGCUGGAGGACGUCGUCAAGGAGCAGGGAGAACUGCAGAAGAGAACUUUGGAGAACCUUCACUUGAGUGACCGGAGCAGCCUGUUGUCCGAGAUCCAGGCCCUGCGUGCCCAGCUCCGCAUGACCCAUCUCCAGAACCAGGAGAAGCUGCAGCAGCUCUAUGAGGCCCUCACCAACGUCGAGGACCAAGGCAGCAAGCAGGAGUACCAGUUCCGGAGGCAAGUUGAGUUACUGGAGUAUAAAGUGGAGCAGGAGAAAUGCAUAGUGAGUGAUUUGCAGAAGACUCUCACUGAAGAGCAAGAAAAGAGCACAGAAAACCAGAAGCUUCUGCUGGCGGCCCAGACCACAGCCCAGGAGCUCAAGACUGAACUGGCAGAAUGCAAGCAGGAGAAGGAGACCCUAGCCCAAUCCCUGAGAGAGACCCAGAAAGAGGCUGCCCACCUGAGAUCCAUACUGGAAAAUAGAGAGCAAGAUCUGAAGGCAGCCCUGGACAGGCUGCAGGCUGAGAAGCAGAAAGCAAAGGAGCUGGAGGCCCUUGUGGAAGAGGAGCAGCGGCAAAGUGUGGAGAAGGCCGAGCUGCGGUCCAAGGCCAUCGAGGAGCUGCAGGCAUCUCUGGACAAGCAGCGCAGCCAGAACGGGCAGCUCGCAGUCAGCCUCCAGCAUGAGCAGGCUGAGAAGGACAACCUGAAGAAGGAACUUCAGAUCGAGUACUCGCGCUGCGAGGCGCUCCUAUGCCAGGAGCGCAGCCAGGCGUGCGAGCUCCAGAGGGCACUGGAGGCAGAGAGGAGCCGCUCGGCGGAGCUCAGUGAGGCCCUGAACCAUGAGCGCCUGGUCACAGAGCAGCUGAGCAAGCGUGCCGGCGAGGUGUGCACGCAGAAGGAGGCCCACCUGCAGCACGCCUUUGUGCGCAAGCUGAAGGAGGAGAAGGCUCGGGCCGCCGAGCUGCAGGCGCUGCUGGAGGAUGCCCGCCAGCAGGGUGUGGCCAGCCAGAAGCAGCUGGAGCUGGAGGUACAGAUGCACCGCGAGGAGCUGAAGAAGGAGAAAGAGGGCUGGCAGCGAGAGUUAGAGCUUCAGCGGCAGCGGGACGAGCACAAGAUCCAGCAGCUGCAGCAGACGAUCGCCGAGCUCGAGAAGGACAAGGGCUUUGUGCCCAGCAGAGUAUGGCAGGAGUGUGGAGCCGGAGUGGCCCUUGCCCCCACCAUGGAAAAGCCACAGGGGCCUCACAACCAACUGGAGAACGUCCGGCAACAGCUUCUGCACGUGGUCGGCCUCCUGACCAGCUUCAUGAACCAGACCGUUAACAGAACAAUCAGUGACUGGACGUCAUCAAAUGAAAAGGCCGUGACAUCCUUGCUGCUUACUCUGGAGGAAUUGAAAUCCGAACUAAUGUCAGGCUUCCCUCAAGAGGAAGACGUGGCUGCCAUGGGACCACCGCCGGUAGUCACGUGGUUGGGGCAGAAACACAAACCUGGCACCCUCAAUAAAAAAAAUGCCCAGGCCCAGAUCAGUCUUAUUGACGUAUUGCUGAAGGAAAACGGCUCCCUCACCAAAGCCCUGAGCACCAUGACCCAGGAGAAGCUAGAGUUGUGCAGAACUGUCUCCAAGCUGGAGAAGACACUCAAGCACCAUCUGCAGAAGGGCUGUGGUCACAUCUACAAAUACGUGGACCGCAUUGGCACGUUACAGAAAGCUGACAAGGCUGCCUGGAAACAACAGAAAAUGGCUUUACAAGCCUCGAGGCAUGGCGAGUCAGGGAUGGUGAAAGCUGCCUUUAAAAGCGAAGCCAGCCAUGGAGGGAGCAUGUGUCGCAUCAGGAUGGAAAAGUUAUACCUGCAUUUCCUACGAGCAGAGAGCUUCCGGAAGGCCCUGAUUUAUCAAAAGAGGUAUCUCCUGCUGCUGAUUGGGGGAUUUCAGGAUUCCGAGCAAGAAACCCUCUCCAUGAUUGCACAUUUGGGAGUGUUCCCCUCCAAGAUGGACAAGCGGGCUUUUUCAUCUCGCCCCUUUACCAAAUUCAGGACGGCAGUCAGAGUGGUCAUUGCGAUAUUAAGGUUACGCUUCUUGGUGAAAAAGUGGCAGGAACUGGAUCGAAGAGGGACGUUUGCUCAGAGCAGCGAGCUCGACUCAGUGCCUGAGGAAGCGGUGGAAGUUUCGAGACAGCCGCAACCACCACCGCUGUCAUCCUCGCCGUCGCUCCCUGAAACCACCAGCUCCCCACCCACACAAGAUCUCCCCUUGAGCUCUCUGAAAUCGAAACAUUCGCCAUCCCCCACCUACCGCACAUGGGACAGAGCCCUCAUGUCCCCAAGCUCAAGCGCAGAUGUUUAUGACGGCUCUCAAGAUCCAGAGCACUCGUUAACAGAAUACAUUCAUCACUUAGAGGUUAUCCAGCAGAGACUAGGGGGCGUCCAGCCAGAGCUGAGUUCCAAAAAACCUGGCCAUCAGAAGACCAAAAAAAUGAGCCCCUGAGUGCAGUUUCGUUCACAGAGGCAGCAGAAGCCGGGAUUUGUCAGGUUUUCUCUUUCCUUCUGUGUCCCUCGUCCCUUCUUCCUCCUCUUCUGUCUUUUUUUAAAGAAAGCAUCUUGGUGCCACAGCACAGGAUUGUGGGAAGACCCUGCUAGUGCAUCGUUAUCUGCUCUCAUGACAUCAUCACGAGUGCCACUAAUUAAAAGCAUUCUAGUCUCUGUGCAGUGUCUUUAAACCUUGUGUUGUUGUGUGAGCCUGGAGAGCACCGAGCUCGCCUGCCCGUGCCUGCUGCGUGCCUGCCGGUGCCUACCAUGUGCCUGCUUGCACCAAUGAAAUGUAAACUAGGAUGUGUCCUCCUGUUGUGGAUUUUUCUAAAGUGUAUAGCUGGACACCUUGUAAAAAGUCAUUAAAAGCAAAGCGCUGUUUUA
Molecule: messenger RNA, 13533 nt
Organism: Trichosurus vulpecula (common brushtail)
Lineage: Eukaryota; Metazoa; Chordata; Mammalia; Diprotodontia; Phalangeridae
Gene: PCNT
Product: pericentrin
Exons: 55
Coding region: 23-13108 (4361 amino acids)
Biological process (GO): signal transduction
Molecular function (GO): molecular adaptor activity
Source: RefSeq, a predicted model, not a curated record